GCUCAGGCUUCAUCAACAUCUUUGCAUCUCUCUCGCCGCAUUCUCCCGAAGAGGGAACGAAAGUGAGAGGGGGACAGAGAGAAAAAGAGGAAAGAAAAGAAAGAGGAGAGGAGAAUAGUCGGGGCCGCGAGUAGUUUCGAGAGUAUACGCCGUGUUAAAGGACGAACCACCAGAAGUGCCAACGGUGGCGGACUCGAUCUGUCCACUGUCAGGAUGGCGAGGUGGUUGCUGGUCGCUUCGUUGGCCAGCUUGCUGGUCCACCCAACGAGAAACGAAAUCCUGACGCCACCGUAUUUCAAUUUAGCCGAAGGAAAGGAGAUUAUCGCAUCAGCCACGUGUGGCGUCGACACCCCCGGCCCGGAACUCUAUUGCAAGCUCGUCGGCGCGAAUGCUGAUCAGCACGAGGACAUUAAUCUGAUACAGGGUCAGGUAUGCGAUUACUGUGAUGCGGACAAUCCGGAAAAGAGGCAUCCUCCAGAAUAUGCAGUCGAUGGAAUGGAAACCUGGUGGCAAUCACCACCACUUUCCAGAGGAAUGAAGUACAACGAAGUCAAUCUGACGAUCAAUUUUGGACAAGAAUUUCACGUGGCAUACGUGUACUUAAAAAUGGGAAAUUCGCCGAGGCCCGGGCUCUGGGUGCUCGAAAAAUCCAAAGAUUACGGGAAGACCUGGUCACCCUGGCAAUACUUCUCCGACACUGCAAACGAUUGUUUAACGUAUUUCGGUGUGGAUAGUUACAAGCCAAUCACCAGGGACGACAGUGUCAUCUGUACGACAGAAUACUCUCAGAUCGUGCCACUGGAGGGUGGUGAAAUACCGAUUUCAAUUCUAAAUAACCGUCCAUCCGCGAAACAUUACUUCAAUUCGACCGUGUUGCAAGAGUGGACACGAGCAACGAAUGUUCGUUUUCGUUUUCUCAGAACGAAGAAUCUGCUUGGGCAUCUGAUGUCCUUAGUGCGGGAGGAUCCGACUGUGACCAGAAGAUACUUUUACUCCAUAAAAGAUAUCAGUAUUGGCGGCCGGUGCAUGUGCAAUGGCCACGCGGACACUUGCGACAUACUGGAUCCAAAAAUGCCGAAGAAACUCGUUUGCAGAUGUCAGCAUAACACUUGCGGAGCACAGUGUGCGACUUGUUGCAGAGGAUUCGAGCAAAAGAAGUGGCGGCAGUCCACAGCGUUUAAGAAGUUCACGUGUGAACCUUGCAAUUGCUUCGGCCACACGGACGAGUGCGAAUACAGUGCGGAAGUUGACGAGAAACACUUGUCCUUGGAUAUUCACGGCAACUACGAGGGUGGCGGUGUGUGUAAAAAUUGUCGGCACAAUACUGAAGGGAUCAACUGCAAUCGGUGCAAACCGACGUUCUAUAGGCCGCAAGAUAAACCUUUGAACGCGACUGAUGUCUGUCAACCGUGCCAAUGUAACGCACGUAAUUUGACCGGGAACUGCGCGGAUGCCACCGGCCAAUGCGAGUGUCGAAAAGAGUACACUUCGCCUAAUUGCGACAGUUGCAGUUUUGGAUACUACGGCUAUCCAAAUUGCGUUCCAUGCCAGUGUUUCAGCAAUGGGACAGAUGGAGAUCAUUGCAAGGCUAUAGAUGGAUCUUGUCCCUGCAAGGUGAAUUAUGCCGGUCAUUAUUGUGACCUCUGCGCGCAGGGCUACUAUAAAUUCCCCGAUUGUUUACCCUGCGAGUGUAAUCCUUUGGGAUCUCUCAAUGAUAACUGUGACGUAAUUUCUGGCAAUUGCACCUGCAAGAACAACUAUGGUGGAAGGACGUGCAGCAUCUGCGAAGAUGGCUACUACAAUUACCCUCUCUGCACAUGUGAGUAUAUUCAACAAAUUAUGAUAAGAUCUCAAGAUAAGACAAUCUGUAAUUGUGAUACACGCGGGACCGAACCUGGAGUGUGCGAUAAAUCGAAUGGAUCCUGUCAGUGUAAGAAAGGAUACGGUGGUCCCAGAUGCGAUCAAUGUAUCAACGGGUAUUACGGAUUUCCAAAUUGCAAGCCUUGCAACUGCAGUUUAAUAGGCUCAUCCUCUAUUAGUUGCGACGCCAUAGGAAAAUGCUCUUGCCUGGCUAAUUUCGCUGGAAGAACCUGCAAUCAGUGUAGCCCUGGAUAUUACAUGUACCCAGAAUGUAUAGCCUGCAACUGCGACAGCCACGGUUCGAUAGGCGCGUCUUGCGACGUGGAGGGUAAAUGUCAAUGUCGGGAGAAUUUCGACGGCGCCAGAUGCAACCAGUGUAAAGAAGGCUAUUACAAUUUCCCUACUUGCGAGGGUUGCAACUGCGACCCAGCAGGUGUCGUAGAAACAUUCCAGGGAUGUGGUUCAUUACCUGCCGGUGAGCUUUGUCAAUGCAAGGAUCGUGUCGAAGGUAGAAUCUGUAACCAGUGUAAGCCGCUCUAUUGGAAUCUGCAGUCUUACAACCCUCAGGGGUGUGAGGAGUGUCAAUGCAACAUACCGGGUGUUAUUGGAAACAUCGGUGAAUGUGACACGAAGAGUGGUCAGUGUAUUUGCAAACCUGGAGUAACUGACAGGAGCUGCAGCCAGUGCGUGGAUGGUACAUACAAUCUUCAAGAGAGCAAUUUCUUCGGUUGUACAGACUGCGCUUGUGACAUCGGUGGUUCUGUAAACCCGGUAUGCGAUAAGCAAACUGGUCAAUGUCAGUGUCAGCCACGUGUCACUGGUCUGACCUGCAAAGAACCUUUGAAAGCCCAUUAUUUCCCGACUCUUCAUCAAUUCCAGUACGAAGCAGAGGACGGGAAAAUGCCUAAUAACAUGCCCGUUCGUUACGGUUUCGUUGAAGAUCUCUUUCCAGGAUACAGUUGGAAGGGAUACGCCGUGUUUUCUGUUCUUCGCGAUGAGAUCAUUUUGAACGUCUUCAUUCAGAAAUCGUCUCUCUACAGGAUGGUUUUGAAAUACGUGAAUCCGAGUAAUGAACCGAUUCUUGGAACGAUCACCAUCACCCCUGAAAAUCCAUCGGAAGUAGAACAACAGUUUAAGGUGAAUUUCAAGCCGACUGUAAAACCAUCGUUUGUGACCGUCGCCGGAGCCCAAGGUAAUCUCCCUUCAGCGAUGGUGAUGAAUCCAGGAUAUUGGUCGAUUAGUAUUGCAACUAAGAAGAAUCUUCUGCUCGACUACUUCGUACUGCUUCCCUCUGAAUAUUACGAAGCAACCAUUCUAACUCAGGACGUGAAUAUCCCUUGCGAGGUUGGUUACAAAGGACUCUGUAGACACUACGGUUAUCCCGAUCUGAUGAGAUUUGAUUCUGUUCACGGUGCUGGUGGAUUUUUGAACGAAAAUAACGUCAGAAUCCCUCUGUCUGAAUAUUUCAUGGACAGGGAUGUACUGCAGGAAAUUGAUAAGGUUGAAGUUCCGUUGGUCAACGAGAGACAGGAGGAAAUACACUUUGAUUUAAGAAUCUCGAAGCCAGGUCUACACGUUUUAUUGGUGACUUACGUAACGCCGAAAGACGAGAACAUCACGUCAACGCUUCUAAUAGAGGCGAACACUGUCGGCAAAGGGAAAGCUACUCUUUAUCCUUGCAAGUACACCAGCAUUUGUAGGCAGGUAGUAACUGACAGCUACGGCAGAGUAGCCACGAUGAAUUUCCCUUCGAACUAUGUCAGCUUGGUUUUAACCGGAGAACCCACUUCGAACGUAGCCAUCGAUUCGAUCGUCGCUAUUCCUUACAAUCAGUGGUCUUUGGAUUAUGUUAAACCAAAGUCGAUAUGCGUUAGAAAAGAGGGGAAAUGCGUGAGAGGUCAGUUCCCGCAAGCUGCGGACGCGAAGAAAAUCGAAUUCGAAACCAGUAGCACGAUCCCUGAAUCGGACAGUAAACCUUUCGGAAUCUACGACAAUAGCACGAGGUUGAUCUACUUGGACGAUAGAAACACAAUGGUAGACAUUCACGCGAAAGUGUUACAGCCUGGUGAUUAUACUUUCGUCGUGCAAUAUUAUCAACCGAACUAUCCGGAAUACGAACUCGACGUGUUGCUACAAAAUGGCAAAUUCUACGAGGCAAAGAUGUCCGUUCCCCACUGUCCCAGCAACAGUGGAUGUCGUAGCGUGGUGAAACAGGAAGACGGCAACAUCAGAUUCCAACUGAUCGAGAAUUUUAUGAUCACUUUCAAGGAGAGCGCCAGCAACGGUAUCUGGCUGGACUACAUUCUAGUUAUUCCAACGGAGCAGUACAACGAAAAGAUCUUGAAGAAGAUUCAGUUCGAUCAGACGAAGGAGUUUAUCAAGAAAUGCGGAUACAAUCAUUUUCAUAUCAACGCCACCGAGGAAGGUCUGUGCCGCGAUUCGAUCUUUUCCUUGACGACCAACUACAACAACCGUGCUCUGCCCUGCAAUUGUAACAUCAAUGGAUCUGUAAGUCUCGAGUGUGAGAAAUUCGGUGGACAAUGUCCGUGCAAGCCAAAUAUUAUUGGGAGACGAUGCGAGAUUUGCAAAACCGGGUUCUACGGGUUCCCCAACUGCAGCCCUUGCAACUGUCCCACAGUCUGUGAACCGGAAACAGGUGCCUGUAUCUGUCCACCGAAAGUUGUCGGUAAACAUUGCGAUGAAUGCGAAGUGGGAACGUACGGAUUCCACCCGAUCUACGGCUGCGAGGAAUGCAACUGUAGCCCGCUUGGCGUCGUCGACGGUGAUCUGCAAUGCGAUUUUCUAAAUGGCACCUGCAGCUGUAAGGAGAACGUGCAGGGGAGGCAGUGCGACAAGUGUCGACCUGGUUACUCUCAGUUUCCACACUGCGAGAAAUGCGACUGCGACACUAGAGGGACCACCGCGAAUAUCUGCGAUCAGUACACAGCUGAAUGCUUCUGUAAGAAGAACGUCCAAGGAUUGGCCUGCGACGUGUGCAAGGAAGGCACGUUCAACAUUCAAGAGGACAACGAGGAAGGUUGCACCAAGUGUUUCUGUUUUGGAAAAACCACUAGGUGCGCGUCGGCUAACUUGUACAGAGCUCAGGUCUCCGACAUGACAAACUGGGAAUUGGCAGUGUCCAAUGAGAAGAGUGGAAAUCUCACAUACUUGGCAACGAUCCCGCAAGAAUGGAACUCGACGAGUAUCUCCGUCGGUCUCACCACCAACGACACGCUCGGAAGGAUCAUUUACUUCUCGGCGCCGGAGGCUUAUCUGUGGAAGAAGUUAACUUCCUACGGAGGAUUUCUGAAUUACACCGUUCAUUACAGCACCGGGCCGUUCGGCGAGGCGAUUAGCGCAGCUGAUGUGAUUCUUCAAAGUGCCGAUACGACGUUACUCCACUACGCCGAGGAACAACCGCCGUCGUUCACGAAUUUCGAGGCAUCCGUGGAGCUAAUCGAAACGAACUUUAUAACCGAGAAUCGUCUAAGCGCCACGAGAGAACAGUUGAUGGUGGUACUCGAGGAUCUCCGAGGAAUACACAUCCGAGCUGCCUAUUGGAGCCCUAGUAUAGCAGCCUCUUUGUCCUACGUGACAUUGGACGUAACUACAGAGAACUAUUCACCGCAGUACAACGUCCCAGCCAGUAGCGUUGAACAGUGUCAGUGUCCACCGAACUAUCAAGGGCUCUCGUGCGAGGAAUGUUCUCCGGGAUAUUACAGAGUAGAGUCUGGACCUCACGGGGGAUACUGCGUUCGUUGCGAGUGCAACGGACAUGCAGAUACUUGCGACGUUGAAACUGGCAUAUGCAUAGACUGCAAAGACGGCACUACGGGAGACCAUUGCGAACUUUGCAAGCAAGGCUACUACGGCAACGCCACCGGAGGAACUCCCACCGAUUGUCUCAUCUGUGCCUGUCCUCUACCCUUCCCGGCCAACAAUUUCGCCACCGGCUGCGAGGUGAACGAGGAAGGGAAUAAAAUAAGCUGCGACUGUCUUCCCGGUUACUACGGCGCUCGCUGCGAGUCCUGCAGUUCCGGUUUCUACGGGAAUCCCGAAGCCUACGGCGAUUACUGCAAACCGUGCAAAUGUUCUGGCAACAUUGACACGAACGAGGUCGACGCCUGCGAUUCCAGAACCGGGGAAUGCUUGCGUUGUUUGAACAACACCUACGGAGAAGCUUGCAACCUCUGCAAGCCAGGGUUCUUCGGCGACGCCAUCGAAAGGAAGGACUGUCGCAACUGUUUAUGCAAGGAAUGUGGCCUGGAACACUGCGACAGUUACACCGGCCAGUGCUAUUGUCGCGAGAACGUCGUUGGGGAGCAAUGCGACCGUUGCGCGGACAAUCACUAUGGUUACGACACGUGCGGCGGUUGCAAAGCGUGCGAAUGCGAAAUCGCCUCGGAGAGGAGCCAGUGCGACGAAGUGACAGGCCAAUGUCAAUGCAAACCUGGCGUCACUGGACGCAGAUGCGAUCAGUGUGUUCAAGGUUAUUGGAACUACGGGCCGGAAGGAUGCACCUCUUGCGAAUGCAAUACCGGAUACUCUGUCGGUGUGUCUUGUAACGCCACCACCGGCCAAUGUAGUUGCCUGCCGGGCGUCAUCGGGGAGAAAUGCGACCACUGUCCGUACAGGAACGUGUUGAUCCCGGGGCAAGGUUGCUUCGCUUGUGACUCUUGCACUGGGAACUUGCUGGACGUUACGGACGAGUUGUCAGAUUUGUUAGACCCUGUCUUCACGGAGUUCAACACAGUGGCUGAGAGCUAUUUCACUAAUCAGAGGCUGAAGUUCAUCAACGACACGGUAAACGAUUUCUAUCCUAAAGUGAAGCUUUUAGAUCCCAGCAGGGUGAACUUCUUGCCGCUGCAGCAAGAGGUGAAGAGACUGCAGUCAGAGGCAUCGAAACAGAAACGUGAGAUCGAUUACACGGCGGAGGACAGCGUGAGAUGGAAGCUCGCGGCGGAGGAUAACUUGGAAAAUAUGAACCUUCUGGAGGAGGAUGUAAUCAAGGAGAUAGAUUUAGUCAGAUCGACGGUUGCCGAAGUGGAGUCGCUGGCAUUGAACAUUGAAUUGGGCACUGGCGCCAAGGUGGACAGCGCUUUGAAAGAGGCUGCAGACAUUCUAAAGAAAAUCAGAGAGGUGUCGUUUGUGAGUUUCCGCGAUCGUGCAACGGAUCAAGCUGAUCAGGCCAAUAUUCUCGUUUCGGAAAUGAACGAGUACAACGUGCCAGUCAGCGAUCUAUCUUCCAUCGCGGACAGUCUCAGCGGCAAGAUCCGAAACGUGUCCGACAAGAUGGACGACCUUCUGGAAAUUACGUGGAAGGCUCAAGAGCUGGCUAGCCUCGUCGACAGACUGAAUCAGGAGAACAGAAUCGCGGCCGAGACCGGGAACUUCGAUAUGGUGAAAAACUCGACCGCCGAGGCGAAGGAAGAUUUAUUGGCUGGCGAGGAAUUGAACAGAAACGCCAGCGGCUAUCUCAACGAAGCGGAUCAUAACGCGAAGGCAUUGAAAGUGAACGCGAUAGACGACUCUACGGACGUUUUAAACAGGACGAUCGAGGAAAACAACGAACUGCUGGUGGAUGUGCUUACUCCGGUCCAAAAUGCACAGACUCACGCGGAACAUCUUUACAAUCGAUCCAUAGAUCUCGACAGUCUUUUGACCGACACGAGGAAUACCGACGCCGUGAAGGCUGUUUCCGCCUACAGAAACAUAGAAACAGCGAUAGAAGCAGCCCGUGGAUCUGCAGACAAAGCCAUUGACGCGGCGAACAACGCGACUAAUCUUUCAGGUGGUAUCGAGCAGAAGAUGUUGGACUCUCGAAACACGGUGUUGAGUUUGUUAAACUCAGCUCAGAGUACUCUGUCGAAGACGACGGGCCAACCAGAGAAGGAUUUGAACAACGCUCAGACGAAUGCCACCCUGAUCUACGCGCAGAAUGAGCACAACAGCAAGCUGUUGGAUUACAUCGAGAAGAUCCUGGCGAACAUUCAAUCCCCUUCUUCGACGGUGGCUCAGGACGCUAUGAAUCAGGUCAUACAAGUGGAGAAGAACAUCAAGCUUUCAGUAAACAACAUGAACGGUAUCGUCGAUAAAAUCCCGGAAGAUCUGAGAGAGACGAAACAACUGUCGAAGAACGUUUCGGAACUGGCUCGUGACAUAUCCCAGGCGAGGAAACAGCUUGACAGUGUCGACAAGUACUUCCCAAACAUCAUGAGAUUGUUACACGACCUGAACGUAAAUCAGAAGUCGAUAGACACCAGCGGCAACGAUUUGAAGAGCAAAAUCGAGGCACUGAAGAACAAGAUCGCGAACGCCAGGGAACUUGCUGAUCGUCGGAAGGUCGGCUUGACCUUCUACAGGAACACUACUCUCGAGCUGAAGAAUCCUGAAAAUCUUCCGUUACUGGCCACAUCUACUAAGAUAUCUUUAUAUUUCAGAACGAACACAACGAACGGUUUUCUGCUUUAUCUGGGGAACGAAGAGAACGCUAAGUUGCCGCGCUCGAAGACACACGAUUUCAUGGCAUUGCUGAUCGAGAGCGGUUACCCGGUGCUCAUCCUCGAUUUCGGAUCCGGGCCGGAAAAGAUCAUCAACAAUAAAUUCGUGUCGGACAACGUCUGGCGUCAGAUAAUCAUAGAGAGGACCGGCAACAACGUGAAACUAAUCGUCCGCGAAGAUAUCGGGGAAGGGAAGGAUCGGUUUUACGAGAAGGGGCACGUGUUACCCGGAUCGCACACGAUAUUCGACUUGGAUCAGGAACAAUCGAAGUUGUUCGUGGGCGGUUAUCCAUCGUCCUUUAACAUGCAGAACGCCGUGACUGCGUCCUCGUUCGAAGGUGAAAUGGAAGAGCUCGUAAUAGGGGAAGAUACUCCAGUCUCCUUCUGGAACUUCAUCGACGGUGAAAACAACGAGAAGAUCGCGAUGGAGAGGGACAAAUUGAUCAACUUCCAACCUAGCACCGGUUACAGAUUCGACAAACACGGGUACGCCAUUUUGAGUAAGCGAGACUUCCAAAUUUCGCCAGACAGCAAGAAGUUCAGUAUUAAAUUGAACUUGAAGACGUUCGCGGAGAACGGGCUGAUCUACUUGAUGGGCAAAGGCAAACAGUUCCUGUCGCUGGAAAUGAGAGAAGGCUAUGUAAUCUAUCAGUACGAUCUUGGCGAAGGGGCAACCACCUUGAGGUCCUCGAGCAGAUACAACGAUGGAAAUUGGCAUAGCCUGGAAGCUCUUAGAUACGAGAAAACGGGCGUUCUAAAAGUCGAUGGUAUGGACGUGGCGAAGAAAAAAGCAGACGGAAACAACAAGAACUUGGUGUCCUCGAAUAACAUAUACUUCGGAGGAUAUCCACCGAAUGCUAAACAUCCAUACGAGCCGGUGACUAACGAAGGCUUCGAAGGUUGCAUCGACGAGGUGGUUAUUUUAGACACCAUAGUCGACUUGACCCGCAACAUUCAGGCAUUUGGUGUGGUUCCUGCUUGCCCAGUGCGGUUUGCAAGUUUGGUAUCUUUCGAGGAGAACGUACCCGGCUACGUGAGAUGGCACAACAUCUCGGUGCCGAGCAGUCUUCAAGUGAACCUGAAGUUCAAGACUUUGGCAAACGACGGUUUGAUCUUCUACGUGACCGAUCAUGAGAAAGGUGUGGUCAGCUACUUGUCGUUGAUCGACGGUGUUCUCGUUUUCAACAGCCAGGGUAAUGAACUACGAACAACUUCCACGGGCAUCAAGUUCAAUGACAACGAGUGGCACGUAGUCACAGCUACGCACUCGCGCGAUUCUUUGAAGCUCGAUAUCGAUGAUAUUAAGAAUUACAGCUUCGACUUGGAAACACCGCCAUUGGAGAUACCUUAUGGCAGUUUGUACAUCGGUGGUUUACCAAUUGCCUUCGGUAUCCCUCAGACCGGUGCCAUGACACCAUUUGUCGGUUGUAUCGGAGAUGCAACAUUGAACGGAGUUAUCGUCAAUUUCGCCAACACAACAGAAAGGCCUCACGCUCUCCUUGGAAAGUGCAAGCUGGGAGAUCCAUCGUACAUCAUCGACGUCGAUAUAGAGAAGGACACGGAUGAUGAGGAACCUAUGGUAGAAGGACGCGGCAGUGAUUUAACUACAACCACGCAGGCUACUGUUUCGACUCAAAGAACCACACCGUUGUACGUCGAUGAAUGUCGAUUGCCAUAUUAUCCGGGCGUCGAUCUAAAUACGGAAAAUGCCUGGCGUUUCGGUACUGCGAGAAACAGUAGAUUGGAAUACAGAUCAUUGAAUGGCAGGUACAAGAAUGACUACGAUUUUCAAAUCGGUAUCAAAACAAUGGCUGACGAGGGAAUUAUUUUCUACACGUCGGACCUUACUAAUCAGAAUUCAAUCGCUGUAUAUAUCAGUGACGGAAAGGUCAAUUACAAGUUUGACUGCGGAAGUGGACCAGCUUUGUUAAUUAGCGAUAAAAAAAUAAACGACGACGAAUGGCACAUCGUAGUAUUUAAAAGGCAAGGGAAUUACGGAGAACUCAUCGUAGACGAAGAUGAAGCAGUUACAGGGUACUCUCAAGGAAUCGUAGAAACUAUGAACGUUAAUCCGCCGUUUUAUGUAGGAGGAGUGCUGCAAGAGAUGUCCACCAAAGUCUUUAAUACAAUAGGUAUGAAUCACACCUUCAACGGAUGCUUAGGAAAUUUUAUGGUAAAUGGACAACCAGUUGGUGAGCCUAUAAAUAAAGUCGGUGUGAUUCCAUGUUCGGAACGAAUCGAACAGGGAUUAUUUUUCUAUCCGGGUAAUGGCAGCAAUCUGUUUAGAGCAGUUGGUAGAACGGUCGAUAUCCAAAUGGACAUUAAACCACGUUCGACGUCUGGCCAUUUGCUGUCUGUCCAUGGAAAACGGGAUUAUUUGGUCUUAGAAAUGAUUAAUGGAACGGUCAAGUUCCUUGUUAAAACAGCAAAGGGUUCGAUAGAAACUUCGUUCGAACCAACGAAACCGAAUUCCUUGUGCGAUGGCAAUUGGCACAAUAUUCGAGCUGUUAAGCAGAAGAAUGCCGUGCUUUUGUCAGUCGACUACAAAGCAGCCGAGCCAGGAAUCGGUGGUAAAAAUGUAGCGGGAGUUCUAUCCAAGCAUCCGAUCUUCAUUGGCGGUCAUCCGAUGCUUGGAAAGAGAUUACGAGGAAGUACUUCGCAAUCACAAUACGUCGGAUGUAUUAAAAACAUUCAUAUCAACAUGAGAGCUAUCCACAUGAGUCCCGAACGUGCUUACGGACAAGUCCUCGCAGGCGUAUGCCCAACAAUAUAGGAAUCUCUAAGAGCGUUAUUUAAAAUUUCACUUAAAAUCGAUUGACGUAACGUUGCAACUACUUUUCUCAACGAUCAAUCCAUUUUCGAAUGUUUUUUAACUAAAAAGAAGAGUGUUUUAUAUAUAUAACGUUACGUGAGUCCGGUUCAUUUCUUUAUGAAAAAUUUUUAUUUUAGUAUUCUAAAUAUUUAAGGUAACUGUUCGAAAAUAAGGAGGAAUAAAUAAGUCAUCGGACACCAAGUGGUAUAUCUCAGGCUCUAACCAUCAAUGUAUUCAAAUUUCGAAAAAAAUUAUUCAACAAUCUUAAUAUGGCUUUAAUACAAAUUUUUAAGAAUCAUGUAAAAAAAAAAAAAAAAUUUCAGCAAGUGUACAACCCUCGUCCGAGCGCACAAAAGACUGAACGUCGCUUUUUUUCUACUUCUUAUGGUGGAAGACUCUACUACCCACCCUUUAAUGGUUAUUUAAACACUCGAUUCAUUCACAUUAGGCGAAUUACAAGUUUUUUAAAGAGAGACGAAAUGGUAACGAUAAUUAUAUAGAACCUAUUGUAAUACACAACCAAAGAAUACUAUUGUAUACUAUGAUAAAAGUCAUAAGUUCUAUAUUAUUGAUAAAACUUUGUAACUUUUUUGUAAACAUAAAAACUUUUAGAAAAUUUAAGGUGCUAAAUAAAUAAAGUAAUAUAAAUAAAAAAAAAAUAUUGGCAGAAUAAAUUUUUUAAAUUUUAAGUUAUUCAAAUAUAACAGAGGAUACAAUAUUCUCUUCAAUUAGCUAUUUAA
Heterotrigona itama is the source of this 11912-nucleotide messenger RNA. NCBI's taxonomy places the organism in Eukaryota, Metazoa, Arthropoda, Insecta, Hymenoptera, Apidae. The record is from the annotation of a GenBank genome assembly.